Molecule: messenger RNA, 1851 nt
Organism: Aspergillus fijiensis CBS 313.89
Lineage: Eukaryota; Fungi; Ascomycota; Eurotiomycetes; Eurotiales; Aspergillaceae
Exons: 5
Coding region: 1-1851 (616 amino acids)
Source: RefSeq, a predicted model, not a curated record
AUGCAGGGAUUAGUCACCCAAAAGGUUCGAUGCAAGUCUGAAGCGCAGGAGAGCUCAUCCGACGGGCUAUCUAGCUGUGCGUCUUGCAGACGACUAGGGCUGGAGUGCCGAUGGAGCGCCCCCGUGGCCGGAGAACAUUACAGCCCACCACCGAAACGACGGCAAACCAUCGGUCGCAGACGUGAGCGAUCGCGUUACACCAAAGCAAACAAGCCUACUGAGUCGACAGGUGGCGAUAACGAGGUAUCCCGGGUGAGUGGAGGGAAGCGAAGCAACGCUGCCAAUGCCAAUCAAACCUCUUCAUUUGAACUGGAUGCCUGCGUUGAUAUGCUGGGAGACCUGCCUUUCGACAUCGAGUUUGGCUUGGACUUCACCCCGGUGGAUUUAAAUCUCCACCACGGGCCAGCCCUUCUCGACCACCGCCCGCUCUCAUUGUCUGCUAGAGGGCUUGCAGACCCCACGAGUCUCACGGAUUCGUUUCCCUCUCCACAUAGCCUGGAGCUGCAGAGUACCACUACGCAACUGUAUCCCGAUAAGCAAAGCACGAAUGGCGAUGGCUUCUUCCCCUGGGAAAUUUCCAACAUAGGCGCCGAGGAGCAGCAUUUGAUCCAACACUAUCUGACCACUAUGACGGGCUACGCGAAGGUGGAUGAUGGUCCGCGGGGGGCUAGCAACUUAUAUUCCACUGCAUUCUCCCAAUCGCUCUCGUUCAAGCCUCUUCUGUACGCCAUUCUUGCCUUCUCCGCGUCGCAUUUAGCGUUGGAAGAUGGCACGUAUGCUGUGAAGGCGUCGCAUUUCGACCAACUCGCGCAUGCAUCCUUUGAAGUGUGCAAACAGCACAACAUCUCCGAGCCCGAGAGCCUUCUCUCGGCGCUCUUUGUUCGCGCAAAGAGGGUUCAUCUUCUUGCGGGCGACGUAGAGGUCUUUCAUGCUCUUGUCAACGAAGCCGCCCACAUUACCAUGUCUGAACGCGGACAGCGGGCGUUACAGAACCCGUGCUCGCUAGCCCAGCGGAUUGUGAUUCGACUAGCUAUACUAGACGCUCGCGCAUCCUGCUAUAGGCUUGGCGGGGGCAAGCUGAUCCAGUCGCUGCGCCACAUUCCGGCGAUGUCGUUCAUCUUCGAACGGGAAUCGGAUGCCGCCCCAACGGCAUCAUCGAACCACGGCAACAGCAAUCAAAACCAUGCACUGGUUAGUCUCCUGCGGGCGGACCUGCUGCGGAUGAAGAUCGCUGAACUGGAUUUACGUCUGCAUCAUCAGGCUGGAAGUGCCACCAUUACCCCUUCCCCAGUCCGUACGGAGGAGGUUCGCUCACUGCAUGGCCAGGUCAUGCAUGAGAUCCUGCACUGGGAGCAGCAAAUGCGCAGCAAGGACCACGACCUGGACGAGGCUGACUGGCUUCGCACUGCACGAAGAGAAGAUGCGAGAAUGAUGGAUGCAUCUGCAUAUGCACAGUAUCUUGUUCUGGCGGCUCUUCAUGCCGGGGUUUUGUAUCUCUAUCUUCUCUACCCUCUACGGUGUAUCCGAUGGGAGCAUUCCGUCUCCCGGAUCUUGCACUGCCACCUGAAGUUCCAACACGAUCCCUCCCGCCGCGAUUGCCCUUCUUCGCUGGCGCCGUCCUCACUCCUGCUGGCCGGGAUCUGCACCACGGAUCUCAUCCAUCGCGACUGGGUGUUGGAUCGCUUUAGGAGAGGCGAGCGAUGGGGCACGUUUAUCCAGAAGGCACGGGAGGUUCUGGAAGCUGCUACGGCGAGGGGGCCUUGGACGUGUGUCAUUUAUAUGGAGAACGUUUUGAUUUGCUUCGCAUUAUCGCGAAAGGGUUACCCCGAGCGCCUGCUUCUAGAAGACUAG